Suillus clintonianus is the source of this 1962-nucleotide messenger RNA. Its product is annotated as tRNA synthetases class II-domain-containing protein. NCBI's taxonomy places the organism in Eukaryota, Fungi, Basidiomycota, Agaricomycetes, Boletales, Suillaceae. Gene Ontology annotation, molecular function: aspartate-tRNA ligase activity; nucleic acid binding; ATP binding. Gene Ontology annotation, cellular component: cytoplasm; mitochondrion. Gene Ontology annotation, biological process: aspartyl-tRNA aminoacylation. The record is from RefSeq and is a predicted model, not a curated record. The transcript has 13 exons. Bases 1 to 1962 code for a protein of 653 amino acids.
AUGCUCAUUCUGGUCAGACAAAUAUCCCCGUUCCUCACGCAUCCAACGUUUAUACUAACUCGUGUAGCUCCGUAUCCAAAAAGGACUCAUACCUGUGGUGAGCUAACUCCCGCGCACGCUGGCAUCCACGUCACGUUGACUGGUUGGUUGCUCCCUGAGCGCAAAGUGUCAAAGACAAUGUCCUUCUUUCCCAUCAAAGAUUCUUCUGGAAUCACCCAAUUGGUUGUACGCAAGGGGCAUGUGAAUGCUCAUCUGACCUCGUUGUCCGAUCUUCCUCUAGAGUCCACUAUUGCGAUCGAGGGUGUAGUCCUCGUAAGACCAGAACAGUCUCGCCGUGAUGAAGGCACGGGUCAGAUCGAGGUCCAAGUAAAUAACUUUACUCUCCUUAAUCCUGCCCAUCGCAACAUGCCAUUCAUACCAUCGGACAACCAGACACUGGUCAAUGAAGACCUCAGGGCACGUUAUCGAUAUCUUGAUCUUCGCAGGACAGCCCUUGCGGACAACAUCAGAAAAAGGAGCCAAGUUGCUCGAAUAAUACGGGAUACUCUGCAUGACGAUGGCUUUCUUGAAGUGGAAACACCACUCCUUUUGAAGUCAUCGCCAGAAGGCGCAAGAGAGUUUUUGGUCCCGUCACGAGUCGGUCAAUCAACUGCACAGCAUGAUGGAAAUGAUGCCCCCCUAUUCUAUGCUCUUCCACAGUCUCCACAGCAACCAAAACAGUUACUUAUCUGUUCUGGAGCUGUUGACAAGUAUUUUCAGAUAGCGAAGUGCUUCCGCGACGAAGAUGGUCGCAAGGAUAGACAGCCCGAAUUCACGCAGAUCGAUCUAGAAAUGGCAUUUGUUUCAUGGGGUGUGGACCCUAAGAUUUUCUCAACCAACACAUGGCGAAUUGGAGGCCACGAGGUUCGCGCCGUAAUCGAAAAGCUUGUUCGACGCAUAUGGCAGGAAGUUGAAGAAAUCACGCUUCCCAGCUCGUUCCGGGUGAUUUCCUACAACGAAGCAAUGGCACGUUAUGGUUCAGACAAACCCGACACUCGCUUCGAUCUAGAGAUCAAGGACAUUACGCCCUCGCUACCAAUUCACGCUCAGGCAUCGUUUGAAGACCUUGGCGACAUUCUCGAGGCGAUCAUUCUUCGUCCAUCUGAGAGCUCCUCAUUCCUUCCGGCAAGUGAAGAAUGCAACUACGAGAACGAACCAAAUGUCAGCCGCUCUGUGAUCGCCGAUAGUAAUCUGUUGAAUUGGCUGUGUGAUAACCGGUCUAUCAAUUUGAAGCUGACUGGCGAAGAGCAUGCCCUUUUGAAUAAGACGUUGGGAAUAAGUAGCGGCGAUACACUAUGGCUAUCUCGUCGUCGCAAAAUUCCCGAGGGUGGGUCCACAGCCCUGGGUCGCAUCCGAACACGCAUUUCUGAGUUGGCACAUGCCCGCGGAGAUUACGUACCGCACGCGGUCCCCCACUUCCUAUGGGUCACCGAGUUUCCACUAUUCACUCGUGCUGAUCCUGACAAAGAAUUCUUGGCUCACGGGCGAUGGAGCAGCACACAUCACCCUUUCACAGCGCCGAUGUGGCAAGAUAUAGAAGCCAUGUACGCAGGCCGUAUCGAUCAGGUUCGGGGACAACAUUACGACCUUGUUCUGAAUGGUGUUGAGAUUGGUGGGGGCUCGGUUAGGGUACACGAUGCUGCAAUGCAAGAGUACAUCUUUUCCCAGGUUUUGCAGCUGAGUGAUUCUGAAAAGUCAUCAUUUGAUCAUCUACUGCAUGCCCUCAAAUGCGGUGCACCUCCUCAUGGCGGAAUUGCUCUUGGCUUUGAUCGCAUGAUGGCUAUCCUUUGUAAGACGCCAACCAUUCGGGAUGUCAUCGCUUUCCCAAAAACUGGAGCAGGCACAGAUCUACUUUUCAGGAGUCCGGCGGCCAUCAACGAGCAGGUGCUAAAUCAGUAUGGUAUCCGACCCACACGUUGUUGA